Molecule: messenger RNA, 1571 nt
Organism: Mustela erminea (ermine)
Lineage: Eukaryota; Metazoa; Chordata; Mammalia; Carnivora; Mustelidae
Gene: UBE2E3
Product: ubiquitin conjugating enzyme E2 E3
Exons: 6
Coding region: 265-888 (207 amino acids)
Biological process (GO): protein polyubiquitination
Cellular component (GO): nucleus
Molecular function (GO): ubiquitin conjugating enzyme activity
Source: RefSeq, a predicted model, not a curated record
CGCGGCGAGCGCUGCCCGCGGCCCCCGCGCGGCCCUCCCCACAAAGGGCCGCGGAGCUGCGUGGCCGCCGCCGCCGGCCGCGGCUCGCCUCCGCGGGCGCGGAAAUUUGUUGCACUUCUUGGGGCUUUGUUUGUUUGUUUUGCCUCUGAUUUUUUUUUUUCGUUAUUUUGGACAAAAUGUCGGUCCGUGAUGUAAAAAUUGAGCGAGGAACCUUGAUGGCAUUGGGAGCUUUGCAGAAGUUUUCCAAGAAAUAACUUCACCAAGAUGUCCAGUGAUAGGCAAAGGUCCGAUGAUGAGAGCCCCAGCACCAGCAGUGGUAGUUCAGAUGCGGACCAGCGAGACCCAGCCGCUCCAGAGCCUGAAGAACAGGAAGAAAGAAAACCUUCUGCCACCCAGCAGAAGAAAAACACCAAACUCUCUAGCAAAACCACUGCUAAGUUAUCCACUAGUGCUAAAAGAAUUCAGAAGGAGCUAGCUGAAAUAACUCUUGAUCCUCCUCCUAACUGCAGUGCUGGGCCUAAAGGAGAUAACAUUUAUGAAUGGAGAUCAACUAUACUUGGUCCACCAGGUUCUGUAUAUGAAGGUGGUGUGUUUUUUCUGGAUAUCACUUUUUCAUCUGAUUAUCCAUUUAAGCCACCAAAGGUUACUUUCCGCACCAGAAUCUAUCACUGCAACAUCAACAGUCAGGGAGUCAUCUGUCUGGACAUCCUUAAAGACAACUGGAGUCCUGCUUUGACUAUUUCAAAGGUUUUGCUGUCGAUUUGUUCUCUUUUGACAGAUUGCAACCCUGCGGAUCCUCUGGUUGGAAGCAUAGCCACUCAGUAUUUGACCAACAGAGCAGAACAUGACAGGAUAGCCAGACAGUGGACCAAGAGAUACGCCACAUAAUUCACAGAAUUUGUAUGCGGUGUGAAGGAGCAGAGGGCCCCUUCCCACUGUGCUGCAAAUCUUUAUAGCCUUUACAAUACGGACUUCUGUGUAUAUGUUAUACUGAUUCUACUCUCUGCUUUUAUCCUUUGGAGACUGGGAGACUCCCCAAAAAGGUAAAUGCUAUCAAGAGUAGAACUUUGUAGCUGUAGAUUAGUUAUGUUUAAAACGCCUACUUGCAAGUCUUGCUUCUUUGGGAUAUCAAAAUGUAUUUUGUGAUGUACUAAGGAUACUGGUCCUGAAGUCUACCAAAUAUUAUAGUGCAUUUUAGCCUAAUUCAUUAUCUGUAUGAAGUUAUAAAAGUAGCCGUAGAUGACUAGGAAUUAUGUCAUUUGUAUUAAACCCAGAUCUAUUUCUGAGUAUGUGGUUCAUGCUGUUGUGAAAAAUGUUUUACCUUUUACCUUUGUCAGUUUGUAAUGAGAGGAUUUCCUUUUACCCUUUGUAGCUCAGAGAGCACCUGAUGUAUCAUCUCAAACACAAUAAACAUGCUCCUGAAGGCAUAGUUUCCUGUCGUAAUAUUUUAAGUCAAUCUUGUUAGAAGGUGUGUCUGAGAUGAUUGUUGAUGAAACAAAAAUGCGGAUAUGAAGAUUGACUACUAAGGACCAGUACAAAUAAAGGAAUUGUUAAAGUGAAAACAUUUGAAA